AAAGUCUUCACUUUUUAAUAUCGGACCAAAUAUACAAAGCGUGUUCUCUGUUCUGUCUCUCCUUCCUAAAAAGCAAACCUAUUCUUUUUUUUCUUCAUUCGUUUUCCUUCUUUAGAGAUCGACGAUGGCCUCGUCGAAGAAAACACUAGUUAGAAAUCUCUUCAACAUUUCCAAAACUUAUUCCCGGAUAUCGGGUCUUACCCGAAUGCGUCCUCCGACCAAACCCGGCAUUGCUCCAGACGCCGGAGAUUCUGGAAUCCGCCGGAGGUUUCUCCACAAGAGGGCAUUUUUCUCGCCGGAGAUAGUUCCAAGAGGAGGCAAUCUGAUGGAUAAACUCAAGGAGAUGAGUUUGUCGAACAAUCGGCUUCGCCUCGACGAGAUGUUACCGCCUCCGACGACGCCGGAGAAGACUUCUCCGGGAAGUUUCCCCUCGGUUACGGUGGAAGACGUGAAGAAGCUUAUGAGAGCUGCGGAGAUGGAGAUGGUGAAAUCGAGGCUGAGAGACAUCGGAAAAAACUGGGUUCCCUAUUCGGAGUUUGUUCGGGUAUGCGGAGAAAACAACUCGGAUCCUGAACAUGGUAACCGGGUCGCGAAUAUGCUUGACAAAGCCGGAAACGUCAUCGUUUUGGGAAAUUUCGCUUGCCUUAAACCGGAAGAGCUAACAAGAGCCGUGGCUGGUCUAAUUCCGACAAACGAACCCACUCGCAACGCCGCGACAAGACAGGAGUUCGAGCAACUCGAGAUAAUAAAAUCGGAUAUCGACAAAAAAGCCGAUGAUCUGGUACGGCGAGAAUUACAGGCCGGAUUAGGCCUUGUCAUAGCCCAAACGAUUGGAUUUUUUAGAUUAACGUUUUGGGAGCUGUCGUGGGACGUGAUGGAGCCCAUAUGUUUCUUCGCAACUUCCACGUAUUUCAUGGCCGGUUACGCCUUCUUCCUCCGUACCGCCAAGGAGCCUUCCUUCGAAGGCUUCUACAAAAGCCGUUUCGAGACCAAGCAGAAACGUUUGAUUAAAAUGCUUGACUUCGAUAUCGACCGGUUUAACAAGCUACAGAAGAUCCACCGUCCAGAUUUGACUAAUUCAGCUGGUCGUUGUUGAUCCUAAUCCUAUUUUUGUUCUCUUCUAAUUCGGAUGCUAAUUAAAUGUAUAGACCUCUAAAAUUUUCGUAGAGAAUAAAAUCAAAUAUUAGAUGCAA
Brassica napus (rape) is the source of this 1193-nucleotide messenger RNA. RefSeq names its product calcium uniporter protein 3, mitochondrial. NCBI's taxonomy places the organism in Eukaryota, Viridiplantae, Streptophyta, Magnoliopsida, Brassicales, Brassicaceae. Gene Ontology annotation, biological process: calcium import into the mitochondrion; mitochondrial calcium ion homeostasis. Bases 125 to 1096 code for a protein of 323 amino acids. The record is from RefSeq and is a predicted model, not a curated record. The transcript is spliced from 2 exons. Gene Ontology annotation, cellular component: mitochondrial inner membrane; uniplex complex. Gene Ontology annotation, molecular function: uniporter activity; calcium channel activity.